AUUUCUCCCAAUGCAUCUCCUUAUAAAGGCCGUGAUCCUUCUCUGCUACAAUCCUUCCCAACCUUUCUCUAUGCCUCCGUUAAGGAUCUUCACAAAGACAAGUAUAGCCUCGAAUGCGCUAUUUGCUUGUUGGAGUUCGAGGAAGAUAGCAUGAUGCGCUUGUUGACAGUUUGUUGCCAUGUCUUCCAUCAAGAAUGCAUUGAUCUCUGGCUUAGUUCACACAAGACAUGCCCUGUUUGUCGUACGGAUCUUGAUUCACCAACCAACGAAACGCGAAAGUCUCAUGAACUCGGCGAGGACUAUCUUCAAGCAGAGGAAGAGAGAAGGAAUGAAGUGUGUAUUGACGAUGUAAAGGAAGGGGAAGAUCAAAGAGAUCAAAGAAACGAUGAUGAUGUGCAUGUUUCAAUGAUGUGCUUUUUUUCUUUUGUGUUUCUUUGUUCUAAAUUUCCAACAAAAUAUACGUUGAGAUUGCCGGAACAUGUAGCGGUGAAAAUUGUAAGAGGGCACAACUACACCAAGAGUUGUUCAAGUUACAAUGAGAUGGCAAGGCCUGUUGCACCUUGUAACAAGGGUUCACCGCAGUGA
Molecule: messenger RNA, 585 nt
Organism: Gastrolobium bilobum
Lineage: Eukaryota; Viridiplantae; Streptophyta; Magnoliopsida; Fabales; Fabaceae
Product: RING-H2 finger protein ATL29-like
Exons: 3
Source: RefSeq, a predicted model, not a curated record